Messenger RNA from Amaranthus tricolor (Joseph's coat), 1620 nucleotides. RefSeq lists its product as uncharacterized. The coding region runs from base 109 to 1278 and encodes 389 amino acids. The record is from RefSeq and is a predicted model, not a curated record. The transcript is spliced from 8 exons. Lineage: Eukaryota; Viridiplantae; Streptophyta; Magnoliopsida; Caryophyllales; Amaranthaceae.
AAUAUUUUUGUGGCUAAAAGUAGUUCUUCACUUUCCCACACAUUCUACUCCAACAAAAAAGAAAAAAAAAAAGAAAAUGAAUGACACUCAUUUGCAUUUCUUGAGAAAAUGUCCUUCAGAGCUCAACUUUCCCACACAAAUUUCCGUCCAAUUUCUGGCAUAUCUCCCAAUUUCGGGAGAAUUUCUCCCAGAGUUUCUUUCGUUUUACCAGUUUCCAAAAACCCAAUCAGCAAUUUUCAAAAAUCCUCAAGAAAUUCCAAAUGGACAAUUAAGCUAAGUUUACAAUUAGAGCAGAGUACAACCCCCUCAAAUUCAACGGUGGAUGUUCAACGGUUAGUGGAUUUCUUGUAUGAAGAUUUGCCUCAUCUGUUUGAUGAUCAGGGGAUUGAUCGAACUGCUUAUGAUGACCGUGUGAAGUUCAGGGAUCCCAUUACCAAGCAUGAUACUAUUGCUGGGUAUUUGUUGAAUAUUGCUAUUUUGAAGAAUGUUUUCAGACCUAAUUUUCAAUUACAUUGGGCUAAGCAGACAGGACCAUAUGAGAUAACUACAAGGUGGACUAUGGUGAUGAAAUUUAUGCUCUUGCCAUGGAAGCCAGAAUUGAUUUUUACCGGAACUUCAGUGAUGGGCAUCAAGCCUGAGACAGGCAAAUUCUGUAGUCAUGUGGAUUACUGGGAUUCUAUAAAAACGAAUGACUAUUUUUCUUUAGAAGGCUUAUGGGAUGUCUUUAGACAGCUCCGGAUGUACAAGACGCCAGACUUGGAAACACCUAAAUACGAAAUACUGAAAAGAGCAGCUGAUUAUGAGGUAAGGAAGUAUGCCCCCUUUGUGGUAGUCGAAACUCAGGGUGACAAGCUUUCUGGGUCAGCUGGCUUUAAUUCUGUUGCAGGCUACAUCUUCGGAAAGAACUCCAAGGAAGAGAAGAUACCCAUGACUACUCCUGUCUUCACCGAGACGAAUGAUGCGGGAAUAUCAAAAGUCGCCAUUCAGAUAGUCCUUCCCCAAGACAAAGACUUCAACAGUUUGCCUGACCCUAAUCAAGAGACAAUCAGCCUAAGGAAGGUGGAAGAAGGCAUUGCUGCAGCAUUGAAAUUUAGCGGGAAACCAACGGAGGAUGUUGUUAGACAAAAAGAAAAAGAACUUCGUAAUAGUCUAAUUAGGGAUGGUCUCCAACCAAAACAAGGGUGCUUGCUUGCACGAUACAAUGAUCCUGGCCGAACAUGGGAGUUCAUUAUGAGGAACGAGGUGCUGAUUUGGCUUGAAGAUUUUGCGUUGGAGUAAAAAUACUUCGAAUUCGUGUUCUUGCAGCAAAAUGUCUGCUUUCUGAAUUGUACAUUUUUAUAACAGAGGAAUGGGAAUUGACAGAAAGCAAAGAAUGUAGAUUGAGAACGUCAAGCAAAAGAGAAAGCAUAAUAUAUUUCAACUUGGAAGCAUGGAACUUCUAUCAGUUUUAUACGAUUAACUAAUAGCGUAGCUUGAUGAGUUAGAGAGCAUCUAAGUUCAACUCAUGCUAAAUGAUACUUUGGCUUCUUCAUUUAUUUACUUUCUAUUUAUGUGAAGUUGUACAUGAUAUUUGUUAUCAAGAGUCAAUCGAAAACAAUCUUUUAUUAAUUUUAGGAAAAA